This is a messenger RNA of Arabidopsis thaliana (thale cress), 1101 nucleotides long. Its product is annotated as RNA-binding KH domain-containing protein. Gene Ontology annotation, biological process: transcription by RNA polymerase II. NCBI's taxonomy places the organism in Eukaryota, Viridiplantae, Streptophyta, Magnoliopsida, Brassicales, Brassicaceae. The record is from RefSeq and is marked reviewed. Gene Ontology annotation, cellular component: nucleus. The coding region runs from base 88 to 903 and encodes 271 amino acids. The transcript has 7 exons. Gene Ontology annotation, molecular function: DNA binding; RNA binding.
UAGGGAUUUGUGAUUUGUUUUCUGUGUUAUAUACCACGUAUAAGCAAAGAUAUUGUAAGCUAGGUCUGAUAGCCGGGUUAGAUAACAAUGUCACAAUCUGACUCUUCUCCGACGAAGAAACAGAAGCUGGAGGAUGGUUUAGGUAAAGGAAAAUCUCAGAACGAGAUUGGUGCUGUAGGGAUUCGAGAAGAGAAAGAUAAUAUUGAAGUUGAGAAUGCUAAGAAUAAAAGUCCACACUACGAUCCUUGUGAAAGUGAAAGCGGUGCGCCGAGUUUCUUAGUUUCUCGAUUGCUUCACUUCCUUGACUCUCCUGAUUAUGAAGUUAAGAAUGAUAAGCAUGCACAUUACGACCCUUAUGGUUAUGGUGGUUCUCGUUUUGGAACUGGAUCCGAUCUCUCAGAUUACAUCCUUAAAUCUCCAACUUACAGCCCUACCUCUCCUAGUUACAGCCCUACCUCUCCUAGUUACAGGCCUAACUCUUCUAGUGACAGCCCUGACUCUCAUAGUUACAGCCCUAUCUUGAGCUCUCCUCCUGAAGAUUAUGGUUAUGGUCCUGACGACAUUGAAGCUGGAAAAAUGAAAACUGAUCAACUCAAGGAAAUUGGGGAUGGAAGUAGCCAUGUGGAUGGUAGAAAUUACCACAAGGCUGAGACCACUCGCACAAUUCAUGUCUCAUGUCCAAAGGUGGAUCUACUGGUUGGUGCUGCGGCGACUUUACGGUUUCUUCAGCACAACCUUUGUGCUCAAAUCCGUAUUUUGAAGGAUUCAGAGGUUGAUUUGAAGUCUGCACAAAGACCAGUGGAAUUAACUGGAACUGUUUUACAGAUAGAGUUUACUCAGCAGCUUAUCGAGUCUGUUUUAGCAGAGGAGAAUCAUGAUGAAACCCAUGGAAGAGGAAAGUAAGAAAUCAUCUUCUCAGAAAGAUUGUGGAGCUCUUACUAAGUAAGUCCCCAUGCCCAGUCUGAACAUCCCACGUGUGAUAGCUGCAACCUCUCCAAGGAUAUGAAGUUUUUCAUGUGUUGAAAUGUAUUGAAUUUUUUUAUUUUCUGGUUAAAAAAAUGUAUUGAAUUUUUUAUUUGCAAGUUUGAUCAAAUUUAUAUU